Molecule: messenger RNA, 6217 nt
Organism: Falco peregrinus (peregrine falcon)
Lineage: Eukaryota; Metazoa; Chordata; Aves; Falconiformes; Falconidae
Product: CCN family member 2-like
Exons: 17
Coding region: 3199-4245 (348 amino acids)
Biological process (GO): signal transduction; cell adhesion
Cellular component (GO): extracellular region; extracellular matrix
Molecular function (GO): integrin binding; heparin binding
Source: RefSeq, a predicted model, not a curated record
CCGUGAGGAGGCCUGAGGCCUUUGACAGCAAGGGUGGCAGUUCCCGGAGCACGUGAGAGCACUAGUUGUGAUGGAGCAGGGACAAGCGGACCUGGAGCGCUGCGGGCUGCAUGCUUGUGAGCAGAUGAAAAGUGUAAUGAACGUUGACCCUUACUACAUUUCUGCAAGAGACUGAAAAUUCUUCAUCUUCAUACUGGGCAGGAUCUGUAUGUCUAUCAUCAUUCUGCACCAUGGCCUGUACUGAUUGCUCUAGAGUAUCAACUCUUCAGCAGUCAUGGCUGAGUAAUACAGAACUUGCUUUUCCUGGGAUAAUCCAUAGAGAUGGAUGUUGGGCAAUGAAAAUGCAAAAGGAAGCCAGGAUCAUGUCGUUGUGUUGGACCAGGAGAAGGUCAAUUCCUGAAUCCAUAUUUCAUCCGCAGAAACAAGUUGUAGUAGACUGAGAGGGUGACAAGAGGUGGAAAUAUGGGAGCUGCUUAAGCCAGUGCUUCUACUGAAGUGAAUGCUUGUGCAACUGGAGGCUAAGCCUAGUCCGAGAGAAGCUCUCUUCUGCCCUGCUUUGAGUCAUGAGGACCUCAAAAUGAGUCUUGGCUGCAGGAAUGAGCAAGACAUAUGUGUGUGGUUGAGCGUUUGUGUCCAAGGAAACAGUUUGUGUCUUCAGUGUUUGGUCACUGCUACCUAGUUCUGCUCUUCAUUGGGUGUAAAAGCUCUGCCAUGGUCAACCAUUCAGAUUUCAUAAUGCCUUGGAGAGCAACUGCAUCUUCCUCCUGGGACUAAACUCAACCCGUAACAAGGCUUCCUUUCUCCUGACAUCUCUGCUGACCUUCGUUUCACUCUUAACUGCUGUGUCAACUUGACAACCCUGACCUUGCAGCAUCAUUGCAGAAAUCGCCAAGAGGGACUGUGUUGGUAAUGAACUGGCAGCACCAAAGCCUGCGGCAUGAAAGGGAUCCACACAGUCCUGCCAGCCCUCCUUGUCUGGGGCAGAAUGAACAGGCUUGCAGGGCUUGCAGGCAUCUGAGCUGUGUCCUGGCCCUCACUGUUUCCUCUGAAGGAAGAUGAGCAUAGCAGAGGGGGAACUUCACCGGUCCAGAGGACUGUGCACAUGGAGAAUGCAAGUCUCACUGUUUUCGUGGAAAGGCAAUGAUGCUGGUCAGUCUCUGCAGCUGGUGCUGUGAGGACCCAGCCCCAUACAAGAGUUCAGACACAUCAGAGCUGCGCACCAAAGGAAUCCUGUAGAUCAGGAGGCCACCUUAAAUGAGCCUGCCCGAGUCCACCUUAAUCAUACCCUCCCUUCCUGCAGUUUUCCUUCGGGAUAAUUAAGCAUGCAGUAAGUUAAGAAGUGGAAAAACCCGAGGAAGCAUCCCUUUCACAGUUGUUAAGGGUCUCAGAAGAUCACCUGCUAUUACACUGCCACGUGGAGACCUGUGGUCUGCAGACCAACUAGCUGGAUGAACCUCACCAUCUCGGCUGGCCAAAUUUAUGUUUGAGAUAAUUUCAGCAAGGCUCAUAAAGUUAAAAGAGUGCCAAAUUAGAGUGAGUGCCUGUGAUCCACUCCAGCAGUGACUUUUGCCAAGACUGGCCAGCUGUGAGAAUGAAAAUUGUUCUGUACGGAGCAGUCCUGCGAGCCACCAGCAUGUCCUCUGGAUGACUGAGCAGCUUAACUUUGAGGCAGGGGACAGAUUUGAAGCCACUGAGGACUGGGUGAGCCCGAUUCCCUUUACCAAGGAAAGCUGCUAGCUGGGCAUGGUGAGUGAACCCAGAAGAACAUAGCAAGGUUAAAAACUCAAGCAGCCAUUGUCAUGCUGGUUUAGCGCUGAAUAUUGCCCCCAACACUCCUGACAGCAGUGGACAAACAGUGGUGUAGGGAGUGUGGAAGCUGAUCUGGUGUUGCACAGGGACCCGAAAGGACCUGGGUAAAACGCAGGGCUUGAUUCCCGGCUAAGAUGCCCUACACUUGGAGGUGGGUAGGAAGGAGGCUGAAUGGAAAUGACCCACUACACGCUCCCUACAUUUGUCUUCAUCUUUUGUCCUACUUCGAGGCACGCACUGCUGGGAUGUGGUAGGGACUGUAUGGCACAGUGCAUUCUGUAUACGCUCCUGCCCCUUCUUUUAUGCCGGCCUGAAGUCAGUGCACAGGUCUUGCACCACCUCUACCCUGGAAAGGUCCCUGACUCAGAGGCACGGCUCCAUCUUUUUAAAGGCCACCUCUUGUACAGCACAGAGGAUUCCUGUCCGGUACCCAACGUGCUCUGUCACACCCCAGGCCAGCGAGGACUAAGAGUGCCCUCUGCUGCACUCCUUCUCCUCAUCUUUCCAUGGCAGCAUUCCGCUUGCUGUUUGGGAAUAAACAAAACAACUCUUUAAUACACAAGACAACUAUUCAUAUUCUAAAGGUCUUUGUGCAGGCUUUGCAGAAGCCUGGUUCUGUAUUUCAGCAGUGAACGGAAAGGAUCAUGCCCUGAGAUAAAAAGGUAUGAUACCCUGCAUCAGUCCUGAGGUGCAAAUAAAGCACUGUGAGGAACUGCUGUCCUUUAUCCAUAACCUUCACCCUGUAACUUUUCAUUGCCUGAUAAAACCAGCGGCUCCUCAUUGCAGGAGUUCAGACGGCAGUCUUUGUAGUCAUAAAAUUUUCAUUUCUCGGAGCUGGCAGCAGCAAGCGCUGGUGAUGCACGGUCAGUGAUGGUACCUAAUUGCGCCUAACAGCACUGAACUUUCCAUCUCUCCCUCCCCUUCAAAGGAAAAACAUUGAGCACCACAAAGCUCUGCUUAUUCAAGUCCUUGGCUCUCGCAGCCAAAAAGGAAUGGAUGUAGGUAGGGAAAGGGGGGUUGUGUCAAGAAAGCUGUCCCAGGCUUCAUACUUCUGGAGUUUAAAAGGGGAAAAAUUAAAAAAUACUAAUCCCGCUUUUACCGGGAUUUGAUUUACCCACGUGGAAAGGAACCAAGCUGCAGGCUGCACUGGCAGCCCCGUAACCACCGGGGCCACAGGAAUCUGCUCAUGUUCCCUGGAAUGUGGACAUUUUUCCUUGCACCCACUUCGGCAGCGCUUUCCAGGGUGUCACUCAAGCGCGGGGCACGCCCCCUCCAGGAGGCUAUUUAAAGAGGAGCUGGUAUGCAACUUUCUCCAAAGAGAGAGGAGAAACUCCGAAGGAGGAGUGAGUCAGUCAGCAGCCUGAAUCCCCUCCCUUCCCUUUACUCGGGAUGGCUGGCAACUUGGGGGCAGUGACCUGGACCCUGUUCCUCCUCCUUGCACCUGGCUGGGUAGAGCUGCAGGCCUGCACGUACCCAUGCCAGUGUCCCUCCCAGCCUCUGCAGUGCCCCGCUGGCACCAGCCACGUGUUGGAUGCCUGUGGCUGCUGCAAGGUGUGUGCCAGGCAGCUUGGCGAGCUCUGCUCCCUGCAGAAACCCUGUGAUCAUCACAAGGGACUCUACUGCGACUUCUCCAAAAUCCACAGAGGCAGCGGGAUCUGCUUAGCUCACGAGGGUGCAACUUGUGACCUGCUGGGCAAGAUCUACCACAACGGGGAGAGCUUCCAGCCCACCUGCAAGCUGCAGUGCAUCUGCAUGGACGGGGCCAUCGGCUGCAUCCCGCUCUGCUCCGACGACCUGCGGCUGCCGUCCCCCGAGUGCCCCAACCCCCGGCGGGUGAAGUUUCGCAAUAAGUGCUGCGAAGAGUGGAUCUGCGAGGAGGGCAGUGAGGAAAACCGCUUCGAAACAGCCAUGGCGGUUUUCAGGGAGGAUCCGGCACGCAAGCCGGAGCUGAACAACCUGCAGGAGAACUGCUUGGUGCAGACCACCGAGUGGAGUGCCUGCUCCAAGAGCUGCGGCAUGGGCAUCUCUGCCCGAGUAACCAACGACAACCCCCAGUGCCACCUGGAGAAGGAGACCCGGCUCUGCAUGGUCCGACCCUGCGACUUCCCCAUGGAGAAAACCAAGAAGGGGAAGAAGUGUGUGCGGACCCCAAAGCCACGCCAGAGCCUCCAUUUUGAGUUUUCGGGCUGCACCAGCACCCGUUCCUACCGGCCCAAGUUCUGCGGCAGCUGCACGGACGGCCGCUGCUGCACCCCGUACGUCACCAGCACCGUGGAGGUGGAAUUCCGCUGCCCCGAGGGGGACUUCUUCCAGCGGAAAAUGAUGUUCAUCAAGAUGUGCUCCUGCCACUACGACUGUCCCCGAGACAACGACAUCUUCCUGGCCACAUAUCACAGGAGGAUGAUUGGAGACCACGUCAAGACAGAGAGGCAGUAGCCCUCUCUGUGCCAGAUCCAUGGGCCGAGGUGUCUAGGGCCCCUCUGUGAGGGGCUGUGCUCUUCAGAACAGCACCGUUCAGCACCAGUGGUCCCCGUGGCCUUCCUAACGAGCCGAGGCACGUGGGGGAACAGCCCCAUCGGCUCCAGGCUCCUGACCUUCCCCCGUGGUGGUGCGGAGGUCAGUGAAGGAACCAGAAACAGGCUGGAGCUGCAAACUUGACCCACGUUCCCACUGAGCAGGUGGGAGAGUGGAUCAAGCCGCGGGGCUCCAGCCUGGCUCCAGCUGAGCGGACAGCGGGUGCCGUUCCCCAUGGCCGCCCGCCUGCCCCAACCAGGCGGCGAGCCCAGAGCAUCAGGCAGGAGCAGCGCAGGAGGCCUGAGCUAGGGCUGAGCUCUGCAGCCUGCUCUCCGGCACCGUGGGCUCCGCUGCACGUCGGUGCAAAGCUGCUCAGCGAGGAAAGUGGUCCUGGCCCCAUGCUGGGCUCCUGCUGAGCUUUGUGAUUAUUUUUGGCUAAUUGGAUCCAGCAAGUUGGCAAAAGCUCUUCCCCAUCCUUGUGCCCGCCUUGCACCCUCCCGUCAGCAGCUUUGUUCCGGAUCAGUUCGCUCCUAGAGAGGCCGGAUCGUCGGCUGGGUGACCCGUCGGCUGGGCAGCUCAAGGCUGGGCUCUUUUUUCCCUGUUAAAUUCCUUUUAACCUCGUCUGCCAGGGAGGGUGACAGCGAAGACAAGGGAACAGCGAGCUGUGUAGCGUCACUGCUGGAGACAGAGCAUGGCUCGGCGCCUCCUGCAGGGACCUGAGCCCGGGAAGGGGUUUCUUGGUAGAAGAAAGGAUGGAGCCAGGCGCUGCUGGCGGGGCCGUGCUCCUGGGGCCUGUCUCGGACCCGAGGAGCUCUUCCAGCCCGGAAUGGGGCUGAGCCAGGCUGCCAGGCUGAAAUGUGUCCCUGGCAUGUGCUCCUGCGGCAGCUUUUAGUGAUGAGCAUCUCCUGUCAUCCCUCCUGGUAAUCUCCUCAGAAAUGGCUCCGGGGUGGGAGAGGGGCUGGGCUCCGCGGCUCGCACACCCACAGUGGGGCUGGGGCUGCGCUGCAGCUCCAGAGUCUCUGCUGGUGGGUCCUAAGCUGGAGGAACGCGGGUCAGUCGGGUCUGCCCGGGGAGCGUAAGGCACCAGCGAGGAAAGUGCCCGUGUUUGUCAACAGAGCUGAUCCCUUCUGGAGUUACCCAGGCAGCAGCACGGAAAGCUGGUGCGGGGUCUCCGGCGGUGGGAUUCCCUUCUUGCCACAGACCUGCGCAGUCUCUGUGCCGUUAACGCCGUGCUGAUUGCCAGCCUGUGGCUGCGGGAAUGGCCACCAGCACCGGGACACUCCCGUGACCCCCGGCACGGCACCUCAGCAGCUCUGUGCUGUCUCUGAAGCCUCAUCAGUUGCAAUCGGCCUCUCCUGGUUUUUAGCAGAAACAUCCGAGUAAAGGGCCUGAUCCUGUUCCUUACAUCUUCCCUGCCUUUCACCGCUGGGAAUGAUGAUUCCUGUCCCAGCUGGGCAGGAGCAGGGGCCGUGCUGCCGCACCGAGGCUCUGUCCCACCCCGUCUCCCACCCCAAAGCGGGACCCGGGGCCGGAGGACGAUCCCUGCAGCCCGCGGCUCCGCUCCGACGCUGGCUCAGUGCCUGUGUCUCGGCUCAGUCUCUUUUCUCGCUCUCUCAGCCUGCAGAAGCUUGUCAGCCUUCAGCCUCCUGUAAUCGGUUUGAACUGUAAAUAAUUUAUCCGAUAUUGGUUUUGGUUUUUUGGUUUUUUGUUUUUUUUUUUUAAAGGUCUUUGUACAGUUCUCGUACCUUUUUAGCACAACCCUGCUCGGGGCCUUCUCUCCCCUUGCCCUCCAGGUCUGCUCUGAACUUUUCUCCUGCCAUUUACAAGGUUUCUGAGUGUAAAACUACGCUAAGGUCGCACUUUACUCAACGCUAAUAAAUGUCUAUUUUUUACA